Elgaria multicarinata webbii is the source of this 945-nucleotide messenger RNA. Its product is annotated as olfactory receptor 4E1-like. Gene Ontology annotation, molecular function: G protein-coupled receptor activity; olfactory receptor activity. Gene Ontology annotation, cellular component: plasma membrane. Gene Ontology annotation, biological process: G protein-coupled receptor signaling pathway. The record is from RefSeq and is a predicted model, not a curated record. The transcript has 2 exons. The coding region runs from base 1 to 945 and encodes 314 amino acids. Lineage: Eukaryota; Metazoa; Chordata; Lepidosauria; Squamata; Anguidae.
AUGGGUGGGAGGGUGCUGUUGCACCAUACCUCGGUGACAGAGUUCAUCCUGGUGGGCCUUUCCAGUAACCCUGAGAUCCAGCAGGUGCUCUUUGCCGUCUUCCUGGUGGCCUACCUGCUAACAUUGGCUGGCAACAUCCUCAUCAUAGUUACUAUAGUCUACGACCGCAGUCUCCACACUCCAAUGUAUUUCUUCCUGGGCAACCUGUCUUUCAUCGAUGUCUGCCACACCACAGUCACCGUGCCCAAGAUGCUGGCUGACUUCCUGUCAAGGGAAAAGACCAUCUCAUUUGGAGGCUGUGUUGCCCAGAUGUUCUUCCUUCACCUCUUUGCCUGCACCGAGAUCUUCCUCCUCACCGUCAUGGCCUACGACCGCUAUGUGGCCAUCUGCAACCCCAUGCAUUACCUCACCAUCAUGAACCACAAGGUCUGCCUUCUACUGGCCAGCGUCAUCUGGAUGGGUGGCACGGUUCACUCCCUUGCCUUGACUGGCAUGACCAUCAAACUACCCUACUGUGGUCCCCGAGAGGUGGACAACUUCUUCUGCGAUGUCCCACCGGUGCUCAGGCUUGCAUGCACCAACACUCAUGUCAUCGAGAUCCUGAUCAUUUCCAACUCAGGACUGAUCUCCGUGGUCUGCUUCGUGGUCCUGGUGGUCUCCUACGGCAUCAUCUUGGUCUCCCUCCGCAACCGUCUGGUGGAAGGCCGCCGCAAGGCGCUCUCCACCUGCGCGGCCCACCUCACAGUGGUGACUCUCUUCCUGGGGCACUGCAUCUUCAUUUAUUCCCGACCCGCCACCAGUCUGCCAGAGGACAAAGUGGUGUCGGUCUUCUUCACUGCUGUCACCCCAUUGCUCAAUCCCAUUAUCUACACACUGAGGAAUGAGGACAUGAAGCGGGCGCUCAAUAAAUUGUUCGGCCGGAAAGUGAAUACGGAGAAGGAGUGA